GAGAGACGCGAGCUGGCGAUGGCCUGACGGAGGGCCGGCUGCGCUGGGCGGGGGCAGCGGGACCGGCGGGGCGGCUGCGGGUGCGGCGGCGGCGGAGGCGCCGGGCGCGGAUGCCACUGAGUAGGCCACGGCCUGCGCUCCCAGGCGGAUGGAACGCCGGUUUCCGCGGAUCCGCCGCUGCAAACGUGAAGUUCCUUGGCUCCCUGGGACGCGCAACAAAUAAAAGAUGACGGAGGGCCGUCGAUGUCAAGUACAUCUUCUUGAUGACAGGAAGCUGGAACUUCUAGUACAGCCCAAGCUUUUGGCCAAGGAGCUGCUUGACCUCGUGGCAUCUCACUUCAAUCUGAAGGAAAAGGAAUACUUUGGAAUAGCCUUCACAGAUGAGACGGGACACUUAAACUGGCUCCAGCUAGAUCGAAGAGUCUUAGAACACGACUUUCCUAAAAAGUCAGGACCAGUGGUUUUAUACUUCUGUGUCAGGUUCUACAUAGAAAGCAUUUCAUACCUAAAGGAUAAUGCCACCAUUGAGCUCUUCUUUCUGAAUGCUAAGUCCUGUAUCUACAAGGAGCUGAUUGAUGUGGACAGCGAGGUGGUGUUUGAAUUAGCCUCCUACAUUUUACAGGAGGCGAAGGGAGAUUUUUCUAGCAAUGAAGCGGUGAGGAGCGACUUGAAGAAGCUGCCCGCGCUUCCCACCCAAGCCCUGAAGGAGCACCCUUCCCUGGCCUACUGUGAGGACCGAGUGAUUGAGCACUACAAGAAACUGAAUGGCCAGACCAGAGGUCAAGCAAUUGUGAACUACAUGAGCAUCGUGGAGUCUCUCCCAACCUACGGGGUUCACUAUUAUGCAGUGAAGGACAAGCAGGGGAUCCCGUGGUGGCUGGGACUGAGCUACAAAGGAAUCUUCCAGUAUGACUACCACGACAAAGUGAAGCCACGGAAGAUAUUCCAGUGGAGGCAGUUGGAAAACCUGUAUUUCAGAGAAAAGAAGUUUUCCGUGGAAGUUCAUGACCCACGCAGGGCUUCUGUGACGAGGAGGACGUUUGGGCACAGUGGCAUUGCGGUGCACACGUGGUACGCGUGCCCAGCAUUAAUCAAGUCCAUUUGGGCUAUGGCUAUUAGCCAGCACCAGUUCUACCUGGACAGGAAGCAGAGUAAGUCUAAAAUCCAUGCCGCACGAAGCCUGAGUGAGAUCGCUAUCGACCUGACCGAGACGGGCACACUGAAGACCUCCAAGCUGGCCAACAUGGGGAGCAAAGGGAAGAUCAUCAGCGGCAGCAGCGGCAGCCUCCUGUCCUCAGGUUCUCAGGAAUCGGAUAGCUCUCAGUCCGCCAAGAAAGACAUGCUGGCUGCCUUGAAGUCCCGGCAGGAAGCGCUGGAGGAAACGCUGCGCCAGCGGCUGGAGGAGCUCAAGAAACUCUGCCUCCGAGAAGCCGAGCUGACGGGCAAACUGCCUGUGGAAUAUCCCCUGGACCCGGGGGAGGAACCACCCAUUGUUCGAAGAAGAAUCGGGACGGCCUUCAAGCUGGAUGAACAGAAAAUCCUGCCCAAGGGAGAGGAAGCCGAGCUGGAACGCCUGGAACGAGAGUUUGCCAUUCAAUCCCAGAUUACGGAGGCUGCCCGCCGCCUCGCCAGCGACCCCAACGUCAGCAAAAAACUGAAGAAACAAAGGAAAACCUCCUAUCUGAAUGCCCUGAAAAAGCUGCAGGAGAUUGAGAAUGCCAUCAAUGAGAACCGCAUCAAGUCUGGGAAGAAGCCCACCCAGAGGGCCUCGCUCAUCAUUGACGAUGGAAAUAUUGGCAGUGAAGACAGUUCCCUCUCCGAUGCCCUUGUUCUGGAGGAUGAAGACUCUCAGGUCUCCAGCACACUGUCCCCCUUACAGUCUCCUCACAAGGGACUUCCUCCUCGGCCACCAUCAUCGCAUAACAGGCCCCCUCCUCCCCAGUCCCUGGAGGGACUCAGGCAGAUGCACUAUCACCGCAAUGACUAUGACAAGUCACCCUUAAAGCCCAAAAUGUGGAGUGAGUCCUCGUUAGAUGAGCCGUAUGAGAAGGUCAAGAAACGUUCCUCCCACAGUCAUUCCAGCAGCCACAAGCGUUUCCCCAGCACAGGGAGCUGUGCCGAAGCUGGAGGGGGAAGCAGCUCCCUCCAGAACAGCCCCAUCCGCAGCCUUCCUCACUGGAACUCGCAGUCCAGCAUGCCGUCCACACCAGACCUGCGUGUACGGAGUCCCCACUACGUUCAUUCCACAAGGUCCGUGGACCUCAGCCCCACGCGCCUGCACAGCCUCGCUCUGCACUUUCGGCACCGCAGCUCCAGCCUGGAGUCCCAGGGCAAGCUCCUGGGCUCUGAGAAUGACACAGGGAGCCCCGACUUCUACACCCCGCGGACUCGUAGCAGCAAUGGUUCAGACCCCAUGGACGACUGCUCAUCCUGCACCAGCCACUCAAGCUCCGAGCACUACUACCCAGCGCAGAUGAACGCCAACUACUCCACCCUGGCGGAGGACUCGCCCUCCAAGGCGCGUGCCAGGCAGCGGCAGAGACAGCGGGCGGCGGGCGCGCUGGGCACAGCGAACUCGGGCAGCAUGCCCAACCUGGCCGCGAGGGGGGGCGGCGGCGGCGGCGGGCACCCACCUGGCGUCUACCUGCACAGUCAGAGCCAACCCAGCUCGCAGUACCGCAUCAAGGAGUACCCGCUGUACAUCGAGGGCGGCGCCACGCCCGUGGUUGUGCGCAGCCUGGAGAGCGACCAGGAGGGCCACUACAGCGUCAAGGCACAGUUCAAGACCUCCAAUUCCUACACCGCGGGCGGCCUGUUCCGGGAGAGCUGGAGGGCCAGUGAGGAGGGCGAUGCCGGCCGCCUGACGCCAUCGCGCUCGCAGAUCCUGGGGACUCCAUCGCUGGGCCGCGAGUGCGCCCACGACAAGGGCACGGGGCGCACCGCCGUGUCCGAUGAGUUGCGCCAGUGGUACCAGCGCUCCACCGCCUCGCACAAGGAGCACAGCCGCCUGUCGCACACCAGCUCCACCUCCUCUGACAGUGGCUCCCAGUACAGCACCUCCUCCCAGAGCACCUUCCUGGCCCACAGCCGAGUCACCAGGAUGCCCCAGAUGUGCAAGGCCACGUCAGCUGCCUUACCUCAAAGCCAGAGAAGCUCAACGCCAUCGAGUGAAAUUGGAGCAACGCCCCCAAGCAGUCCCCACCACAUCCUAACCUGGCAGACUGGGAGCUACAGUGACAGCUGUUUCCUGGAUUCCCCCCUGUAUCCAGAACUAGCUGACGUCCAGUGGUACGGCCAGGAGAAAGCCAAGCCGGGGACCCUCGUGUGAGCCAGCUGGCCUCAAUCUGACCGCCUCAACGCCAUUCUGAGAUCACCUCACUGCCUCUCAUUUGCCUUACCCAGACACACUGUCACCCUGCACCAGCUUCGGCCCUCAGCACUUUUUCCUCCUGUCUCCGCAUCCCCUCACAACUCAAAAACCUGACUGAGGAGACAUUGUGGAAGGUUCCGGUCCCACUGUGUGUCCCCUGGCUCUCUUGCCCACAGAGAGCCAGGCACCUGUCCUUAAUGGUACCUUGGUGGCUUCCCCCUGCCGUGACAGCCCCCAGGCCAGGAACCAUCAGGGAAGCUGGCUGGCCUCAAAUUCCUGUGGACAAGUGUUACAGAGGACAGGGAAGGAGACUGCCGUGGGUGGCCCAGAAAGUCUGUUAAGCUGUGGCCAGCCUGCCGCCUGGAGGUGCCAUCCAGGCACUUCAGGAACAGGCCGCCUGGUGGGAAGGCUCUUGACACCUGAACUAUUCCUUGGGCAGUGGCUCUUGGGGGAGUGGGGAGGAAUGAAACAGGACGCUCAACACAUCAGAGAUGCAUCAGAGGAUCACAAUCAGUUCUAUGCUGCCAAAGAUUUAAAAAAUUAAAACACAAAAAAAUGAGAGGGGCCAAGAGGAAGACAUUCUUUGUGUAACAAAAUCUCUUUCAAAUUCUAAACUGCUACGACACCCAAGUCCAAGUCAACCAUUUGUAAACUGUUUCCCCUCUUUAUGCCUCUCCCUAACGUCCACCUUCUCUCUCGGGAGAGCCUGGAAAACUCAGUGAUGUGACGCGAAAGUCGGAUCUCCGUGAGUCUGGACGCUGAGGACAGACCUGUGGGGAGCAGCGGAGUGUGCUAUCAGCCCCGGUCGGUGCCCAAGCCCAGGACACAGCUGCUUUCCUUUUGGGAUUUGUAGGAAACGUAGGUGAUGAUGCCAAAAGUGGUUCUCUCUCAUUAAAACAACCUGUAAACGA
Molecule: messenger RNA, 4281 nt
Organism: Eptesicus fuscus (big brown bat)
Lineage: Eukaryota; Metazoa; Chordata; Mammalia; Chiroptera; Vespertilionidae
Gene: FRMD4A
Product: FERM domain containing 4A
Exons: 23
Coding region: 227-3328 (1033 amino acids)
Biological process (GO): establishment of epithelial cell polarity
Cellular component (GO): bicellular tight junction; cytoskeleton; adherens junction
Source: RefSeq, a predicted model, not a curated record